ACGAUCAGAAAGUUCUUAUUUUAUAGUAACGAAAGCAGAAGCAAAACCUUAAUCUUUGAAGAAGAGCGUCUGAGAAUUUGUUUCUAUAGCAAGCGAAGUUGCAGAAGAGUUGUAAACUUUCAUAUUUGUUUCUUCGUCACAGAGGUUUUUUAGUUUAUAAUUCGUAAGUCCUCAAAUCAUAUCAUGAAUCCAGAGAAGUUCACCCACAAAACAAAUGAGGCUAUUGCCGGGGCACAUGAACAGGCUAUGGAAGCUGGCCAUCCGCAGAUUACCCCAGUUCACAUGGCCAUGGCAUUGAUUGGGGACCAAGGUGGAAUACUCCGACAAGCAAUCUCCAAUGCAGGUGAUGGUGAUGAGGCUGCAAAUUCAUUUGAGCGUGUUCUAAAGCAAGCAAUGAAGAAAAUCCCUUCCCAGCACCCACCUCCUGAUGAUGUCCCUGCAAGCACUUCUCUAAUUAAGGCGAUUAGAAGAGCCCAAUCAUCAAUGAAGUCUCGUGGUGAUACCCAUCUCGCAGUCGACCAGCUAAUCCUUGGCAUUCUUGAGGAUUCUCAAAUUGGAGAUCUUCUCAAAGAGGCUGGAGUUAGUACAGCAAGAGUGAAAUCUGAGGUUGAGAAGCUUAGGGGGAAGGAAGGAGCGAAAGUAGAGAGUGCAUCAGGCGAUACCAAUUUCCAAGCUUUAAAGACCUACGGCCGAGAUCUUGUCGAACAGGCUGGGAAACUUGACCCUGUCAUUGGAAGGGAUGAAGAGAUUCGAAGGGUAGUUCGAAUUCUCUCAAGAAGAACUAAAAAUAAUCCGGUUCUGAUUGGAGAGCCCGGAGUUGGUAAAACUGCUGUGGUUGAAGGCCUUGCUCAGAGAAUUGUGAGAGGAGAUAUCCCUAGCAAUCUCGCUGAUGUGAGGUUGAUUGCAUUGGAUAUGGGUGCUCUGGUUGCCGGAGCAAAAUAUAGGGGAGAAUUUGAGGAAAGGGUGAAAUCUGUAUUGAAGGAAGUUGAGGAAUCUGAAGGUAAAGUGAUUCUUUUCAUUGAUGAGAUUCACCUUGUCCUCGGAGCUGGCCGAACGGAAGGUUCAAUGGAUGCGGCAAAUUUGUUUAAACCAAUGCUUGCUCGAGGUCAGCUAAGAUGCAUUGGUGCUACAACCCUUGAGGAGUACAGGAAGUAUGUGGAGAAGGAUGCUGCAUUCGAGAGAAGGUUUCAGCAAGUUUAUGUAGCCGAGCCCAGUGUUCCAGACACGAUAAGUAUUCUUCGAGGGCUAAAGGAGAAGUAUGAAGGUCACCAUGGUGUUCGGAUACAAGACAGAGCUCUUGUGGUAGCUGCCCAACUCUCCAGUCGUUACAUUACAGGGCGCCAUCUUCCGGAUAAGGCAAUUGAUCUGGUUGAUGAAGCUUGUGCAAAUGUGAGAGUUCAACUUGAUAGUCAACCAGAAGAGAUUGAUAACUUGGAGAGGAGGAGAAUCCAGCUAGAAGUUGAAUUGCAUGCUCUUGAGAAAGAGAAGGACAAAGCAAGUAAAGCUCGUCUUGUUGAAGUCCGUAAAGAAUUGGAUGAUUUGAGAGACAAAUUGCAACCAUUAAUGAUGAAGUACAUGAAGGAGAAAAAAAGGAUUGAUGAAAUCCGGAGGCUGAAACAGAAGCGAGAAGAACUCCUGUUUAGUGUACAAGAGGCUGAGAGAAGAAUGGAUCUGGCUAGGGUUGCAGACAUAAAAUAUGGAGCACUCCAGGAGCUAGAAGCUGCCAUAGCAAAGCUUGAAGGAACUUCUGAAGACAACCUAAUGCUUACUGAAACUGUUGGACCUGAGCAGAUUGCAGAAGUUGUGAGCCGAUGGACUGGUAUUCCAGUUACAAGGCUAGGCCAGAAUGACAAGGAGAGAUUGAUGGGUCUUGCUGAGAGACUGCAUAAGAGAGUUGUGGGUCAAGACCAAGCAGUUAAUGCUGUUUCAGAGGCAGUGUUGAGGUCCAGGGCUGGUUUAGGCAGGCCUCAACAGCCAACUGGGUCGUUCCUCUUCCUUGGUCCAACUGGUGUGGGUAAGACCGAGUUGGCGAAGGCUUUAGCUGAACAGCUAUUUGAUGAUGAGAACCUCUUGAUAAGGAUUGAUAUGUCCGAGUACAUGGAGCAGCACUCGGUUGCUCGACUAAUUGGUGCUCCACCAGGAUAUGUUGGUCAUGAAGAAGGUGGGCAGCUCACUGAAGCAGUGAGGAGGCGGCCUUACAGUGUCGUGCUAUUUGAUGAAGUGGAGAAGGCACAUAUUUCUGUUUUCAAUACACUCCUUCAGGUUCUUGAUGAUGGUAGAUUGACUGAUGGCCAAGGACGCACUGUGGACUUCACUAAUACAGUGAUCAUCAUGACAUCGAACCUUGGAGCGGAGCAUCUCCUAAGCGGCCUCAUGGGCAAGUGUUCAAUGGAAGCUGCAAGGGAGCUGGUGAUGCAAGAGGUGAAGAGGCAUUUCAGGCCAGAGCUCCUCAAUCGACUGGAUGAAAUUGUUGUUUUUGAUCCUCUGUCACAUGAGCAAUUGAGGAAAGUUGCAAGACUACAAAUGAAAGAUGUUGCAAGCCGACUAGCUGAGAGGGGUAUUGCGUUAGCAGUCUCAGAUGCUGCUCUGGACAUAGUGCUUGCAGAAAGCUAUGACCCAGUAUAUGGUGCAAGGCCCAUCAGAAGAUGGCUUGAAAAGAGAGUGGUGACCGAGUUAUCGAGGAUGCUUAUACGGGAGGAGAUAGAUGAGAACUCUACUGUCUAUAUUGAUGCUGGUCCUGGGAGGAAGGAGCUCAUUUACAGGGUGGAGAAGAAUGGUGGAAUUGUUAAUGCAGCAACUGGUCAAAAGUUAGAUAUAUUGAUCGAAAUACCAAAUGUGCCAAAGAGUGAUGGUGGCCAGGCAGUGAAGAAGCUGAAGAUAGAGGAAAUUGAAGAUGAUGAGGAGAUGGAGGAAUGAAAAGUUG
Messenger RNA from Telopea speciosissima, 2923 nucleotides. Its product is annotated as chaperone protein ClpB1. Gene Ontology annotation, molecular function: ATP hydrolysis activity; ATP binding. Lineage: Eukaryota; Viridiplantae; Streptophyta; Magnoliopsida; Proteales; Proteaceae. Gene Ontology annotation, cellular component: cytoplasm. Bases 184 to 2916 code for a protein of 910 amino acids. The transcript is spliced from 7 exons. The record is from RefSeq and is a predicted model, not a curated record. Gene Ontology annotation, biological process: cellular response to heat.